This is a messenger RNA of Sceloporus undulatus (fence lizard), 3756 nucleotides long. It is a transcript of the gene SCRT1, whose product is annotated as scratch family transcriptional repressor 1. The record is from RefSeq and is a predicted model, not a curated record. NCBI's taxonomy places the organism in Eukaryota, Metazoa, Chordata, Lepidosauria, Squamata, Phrynosomatidae. The transcript is spliced from 2 exons. Bases 615 to 1688 code for a protein of 357 amino acids. Gene Ontology annotation, biological process: regulation of DNA-templated transcription. Gene Ontology annotation, molecular function: DNA-binding transcription factor activity, RNA polymerase II-specific; RNA polymerase II cis-regulatory region sequence-specific DNA binding.
UGGGGGGUGUCUUUAUCUGUUUGUACCCCGAGGCCCCCUUUCUCUCUCUCUGGUUUGGGAAGAGGGGCCUGGAUUUAUUGAUUUGUGCCCCUCUUUGGGGGCAUCUUUUGGAAAGGGGGGGAAGACGAACCCUUCCUUUCUCCGGCUCAGAUCCCGCUUUGGGGAUUUUAGGGGGGGUCUUGCUUCAGUUAUUUGGGGCUUUUGUUUUCUGGAGAGGGGGGUCUUUAUUUGAUUGAUCUCCCCUUCUCUUUGGGGGGAUCCUUUUACAAAGAGGGCCCUUAAGUCCUCCAAACCCCUUUCUCCUGUUCCUUCUUUGGGGAUUGGGGGGGGGGGUCUUGCUUCAUACUACGAGGCCCUCUCUUCUCCUGCUGGAGUUUGAUUCUUUUUGUGGGAGUGGGCUCUUUCUUCUAUCCCCUUGGGGGGGAGGGGUGUCAUUUUGCAAACUCCUUUUUCCGCUGCAGGUGUUGCUCCUUUUGCAACCCCUCCUUUGCUUCUUGCAGCCUUGCAAGAGUUGCUUGCCGACGGGCCAGAUUCCUCUGCUCCCUCUUCCUCUUCCUCGGGGCCCCUUCCCCGGGGGCCCCUCCCCUCCCCCCUGGACCCCCGGAGGACCCAUCAUGCCCAGGUCCUUCCUGGUGAAGAAAGUCAAGCUCGACGACUUCUCCUCCUCCUCCUCGGCGGAUCUCGAGAGCAGCAACUACGCCAGGAGCAGGGCCGACUUCGGGGCCCGCAUCCAUGACAAAGGUGGCUACCUGGGCGAGUACAUCACUCCCUCAGCAGUCUAUGAGGGCAGUGAGAGUGAUAGUGGAGGGGGCAGUCUCAAGGUGCCCCCACCAGGAGGCAUCCUUUACCCAGGGAACCACCACCGAGGAGGCCCUGGCAGUGGAGGCACUGGCGGAGGAGCUACUGGGGGUCCAGUUGGCGGCGGGGUCGGGGGUCCCGUGGACUAUGCGUCUGGGGACUCAGCAUCACCAGAGAGUCCUCCCUCGGAGCUGUCUGGGGGCUACAUCAACGGGGAUGCGGCGGUGAGUGAGGGCUAUGCGGUGGACGCCUUCUUCAUCACUGAUGGGCGGUCGAGGAGGAAGGCAGCGGUUGGAGGUGGAGGCGGGGGUCCCGGAGGGUCCCGCUUGGGCCCCCAGCAGCAACUGCAGAAUCAGCAAGCCCAUCAUCCCGCUACUCCACACCCUCCGGGUUCGCAACCACGCCACACAUGCAGCGAGUGCGGGAAAACAUACGCCACGUCGUCAAACCUGAGCCGGCACAAGCAGACCCACCGGAGCCUGGACAGCAAAAUGGCCAAGCGUUGCCCGACGUGCGGGAAGGUGUACGUCUCCAUGCCGGCCAUGGCCAUGCACCUCCUGACCCACGACCUGAAGCACAAGUGCGAGGUGUGCGGGAAGGCCUUCAGCCGGCCCUGGCUGCUCCAGGGCCACAUGCGCUCCCACACGGGGGAGAAGCCCUUCGGCUGCGCACACUGCGGCAAGGCCUUCGCCGACCGCUCCAACCUCCGGGCCCACAUGCAGACCCACUCCGCUUUCAAGCACUUCCGCUGCAAGCGCUGCGCCAAGACCUUCGCACUCAAGUCCUACCUGAACAAGCACUACGAGUCCGCCUGCUUUAAGGGCAGUGGAGGUGGACCUGGAGCCGCAGGAGCCACGCCGCCCCAGGGACCCGGGACCCUCCAGUCCUGAGCCCGGACAACCUGGGAAGGCCAAGCACUGUGGGUCAAAGUCCCACACCCAUGGGACCCCUGACAGCCCCACCAGGACCCCUGGCUUUGACAGGAUCCCCUUCCCAUGGGACCCCCAAAGGCCCCGGCUUCCACAGGAUUCCCCCUAAGCACUGCAAGUCCCCUGCUUCAAAUCUCCAACACCUGUGGAACCCUUGACAGCCCCACCAGGACCCUCGUCUCCCACCCACAGGACCAACCCUCCCACGGGACCCCAGACAGCCCCACUAUGAGCCCUAGCUCUGACAGGACCCCUGCCCACAGGAUCCCCCACUGGACUCCCAAUGACCCCAAUGGGACGCCUGGCUCCAACAAGACCCCUGUAUACAGGACUCCCAAAGGUCCCACCAGGACCCCUGGCUUCAACGUGACUCCAUCCAAGGGCCCCCAUAGGGCCUCUGACAGCCCCACCAAUACCCUCUGGCUCCAAUGGGACCCCCAUCCAUGGGACCCUGAUGGAACCACCAGGACUCCCAGCUCACCCAGGGCGGCCAAGCAUUGCAAGUCCUCUACUUCAAGGACACUGCCCUGAUGCCUACGGGACCUCGAUGGGAUCCACCCACAGGACCCUUGAUGGCCUCACCAACCCCCAGCUCUGAUGGGACCCCCACCAAUGGGACCCUCUACAGGCUCCAGGACCCUCCAUCCCUAGGCACAGACCACAUACCGAGGGUGGCCAAGCACUACCAGUCCCCUUGUUUCAAAGCCCUGAAACCCCUGGGAUCCCCCUCCUGGGACUCUGAUGGCCUCACCAGGACCCCCUGGCUCCAAUGGGACCUCUACAGGCCCCUCCAGCCUUCAGCCUGGCCCACCCACCCAGGGCAGCCAAGGGCGGGACCGCACCACAAGGGACCCCUGACAGCCCCACCAGAACCCCCAACUGUGAUGGGCAUCUAUAGUUCUGUUCCUGACCCAGACCCCUAUAUCAAAUCCCUGAGGCCCCCAGGUCCUCAAAGGGACUCCUGACAACCCCACCAGGACCCCCGAUAGUUCCCCAGUCCUCUAUCCCUGACUCUGGCCCACCCAGGGCGGCUGAGCACAGCAAGUUGAGCCCACGGGACCCCCAACUAGGGGACCCCCGACCACAGGACCUCCUCUAGCCCUAAGCCAGGCCCACCCAGUGCCUAGGUUGUGGUCACCAUCGGGGAAACCCCUCCUCCCUCUUCCUCUCUCCCCCCCCCCCUGGGCCGGCCCCUCCUCAGCCCCCCCCUCCCCUCCCUCCAAAAGGGUCACCCCUUUCUUUAUAAAAAGCAAAAAAACGCCACCUAGUGGAACGCCACCAGAGAGAGAGAGCGUGCACCUGGCCAAACCGCCUCACCUGGGCACAGGUGGGCAGCCAGGAGCCAGGUGGACCCAGGCACUGGACAACCAAUCUUCCUCCUCCUCCUCCUCCUCUUGAAGCCAACUCAGCAGAAGAAAAAGGGAAAGAAAAAGAAGAGGAGGAGGAGAGGAGGCACGAUUCACAAUCGGUCAGGCGAAGGAGUCUCCUUUUUUUACACAAUGGUAUUUUUUUCCAUUUGCAGGACGGUUUCUAGCCCUUUUUUAUUAUUACUAUUAUUUAAAAGAACACAAAAGUGUCUGAUUUCUAUUUUCCUAAGCCUUUAUUGCUUUAAUACCUGUUUAUUUCACUAUGUUCGCUUUUGGGAAACAAAGAAUGAAAAAUGUAGAAGUAGAUAUACAGAUAUAUAGACAUAUAUAUAUAUAUUUAAGGUGGAGCCAUUCUGACAGAUCGAUCAAUCGAUUGAUUGAUCGAUUGAUGCUGGAGGCUGGGAGAAGUGCCCCCUCCCUCCAGGCCUUUAUGUUGGUGACCUUGAGCCAUUUACGUUGCACUUUCCCCCCUUUUCCUGUCUCUAUUUAUUUAUUUAUUUAUUUAUUUAUUUAUCCUAUUGUUUUUUUAAAAUGAAUUUUGCUUCUUUUCCCCCCAAAAAAGGGGGCUCCUCUUUGCACCGCUGUUGACUUCCAAUCUGUUGCCAAGACUUCUUUACUAUGCCAAAGUCUAAGUCACUUUUUGGGGGGCGGGGGGGGGGGGG